Molecule: messenger RNA, 1141 nt
Organism: Zingiber officinale
Lineage: Eukaryota; Viridiplantae; Streptophyta; Magnoliopsida; Zingiberales; Zingiberaceae
Product: vacuolar iron transporter homolog 2-like
Exons: 1
Coding region: 162-902 (246 amino acids)
Biological process (GO): intracellular manganese ion homeostasis
Cellular component (GO): membrane
Molecular function (GO): manganese ion transmembrane transporter activity; iron ion transmembrane transporter activity
Source: RefSeq, a predicted model, not a curated record
UCGACGGGUCAUGGCGUGUGGCCAACACGCUGCCCUCUCAAUUCACAGAGCUUGAGAUCGAGCUGAGAAGCACGCCUCUUCUUGCUCUUUCGCUCAAUUUGAUCAACAACUCAUCCGCUUCGAGCUAUCCCCUUCCCUUCAAUCUCUGAAAUAUAGACAUCAUGUCUUCUUCCUGCCAUCAUUGUGGCCAGGUCCAUGCCUCCUCUUCGCCCGACUAUCCAAAACAAUUAGAUGACAGCCCCCAUGUCAUUUCCAUCCCACCGGAACAACAAAGCCACGAGCCGGUUCCACCACCCGAGCCUACCGUCGACUACCUGGCCAGGGCGCAGUGGCUCCGCGCCGCGGUGCUCGGAGCCAACGACGGCCUCGUCUCGGUCGCAUCGCUCAUGGUCGGCGUCGGCGCAGUCAACUCGACCGCAAAAGCCAUGCUGGUGUCGGGCCUGGCCGGCCUCGUGGCGGGCGCCUGCAGCAUGGCCAUCGGGGAGUUCGUGUCGGUCUACGCUCAGUACGACAUCGAAGUGGCGGAGCUGGAGCGGCUCGGCCGUGGGCUUGGAAAAGGCAUCGUCGCGAAGGAAGAAGACGUGAAUAAAAAGACUAGUCGUCUUCCCAAUCCGUGGCUCGCGGCGGGGGCGUCGGCUCUGGCGUUCUCGAUGGGAGCGCUGCUGCCUCUGUUGGGCGGAGGAUUUAUCAAGGCGUGGGGCGUGAGGGUGGCGGCGGUGUGUGCGGUCAGCAGCCUGGCUCUGCCCGGAUUCGGUGCGGCCGGGGCGGUGCUGGGCGGUGCCAACGUGACUAGGUCCGCUGUCAGGGUGCUGAUAGGAGGCUGGUUGGCCAUGUUGCUCACUUACGCCGUGCUCAGACUCUUCGCCCUUGUUUUCGAUAUGAACCUACUGCCCACCGGUUAAUUAAUUAGGCGGAAAAAAAAAAAACUAUGCCUUGUACUAAUUAUAGCCUUUAGAAAUAAAAAAAACUCCGGACUUUGUGGCGAAAAUUCUCUAGUGUUCCAUACUCAAUGUAAGUCUUGCUUGACUUAUCUCAUUGAAAGUGACUUAACCAAAUCCAUGCAUUAAAGCUAUAAGCUCCAAGCGAGAAGCCAAAUGCGUAAGGAAAAUUCAAACAAAGAGAGUUUAAAUGUACUUGUAUA